Aspergillus caelatus is the source of this 795-nucleotide messenger RNA. RefSeq lists its product as uncharacterized. Bases 1 to 795 code for a protein of 264 amino acids. The transcript has 2 exons. Lineage: Eukaryota; Fungi; Ascomycota; Eurotiomycetes; Eurotiales; Aspergillaceae. The record is from RefSeq and is a predicted model, not a curated record.
AUGGGAACCGUGAACUAUGCAGAUGGAAUAGCUAUUCUCCAGCUCAUCAUUUUCCCUUUCAUUCUCGCCGCUUCCCUUUUCAUCUGGAAACGGACAGGAUGGAGAGUUGGCGCUAAGAUCUGGCGAUACCCCUUCACACUCUCUCUCAUUCGACUUGCUGGCAGUAUUGCUACAUUAAUUUCGAUCGAUCACGAUUCAAAGCAAGUCAGGAUUGCCAUGUUCGUGUGCCAGCUCAUUGGCAUUGCACCUCUGCUGCUAGCGUAUGUCGGAAUGCUAAGAUUAAUUGAUUUGGAAAAGAAGAUUCCUCGUCGGCCUCUCCUGUUGGUGACUCUCAUGGCCCUUGUCGGUCUAAUCCUUGGUAUUGUUGGAGUCAGCACUGCCGAUACGACGAAUGGUUACACACCAGGCACGCUCCCCAAAGUAGCCAUGGGUCUCUUUCUCGCCGUAUACGCCAUAGUCAUCCUCCUUACUGUUUGGCUAUUCUAUACAUACUCCUUUUCCUUGCGGAAGUAUCAGAAAAUGUUGUUCCUUGGCAUUGCCUUGUCUGCUCCCUUCCUGUUGGUUCGGUUGAUCUACGCAGCCCUCGGCGAUUACAGCUCCAACACAACCUUUUCAAUGAUGUCAUUGGCCGAGAACAAUCACACCAGUCUCACUGCCUAUUUGUGCAUGGCUGUUCUGGAGGAGAUCAUCUCAAUGGUUAUUGCCAUGUUCUUUGGCGUAUUGGCUGUUCUGCAGGCAGACUAUGUGAAGCCUACCCCGGAAGUACACCAGGAGAUGAAGUAUGAGAAUGUGUGA